Cantharellus anzutake is the source of this 470-nucleotide messenger RNA. RefSeq lists its product as uncharacterized. Lineage: Eukaryota; Fungi; Basidiomycota; Agaricomycetes; Cantharellales; Hydnaceae. The transcript has a single exon. Bases 45 to 290 code for a protein of 81 amino acids. The record is from RefSeq and is a predicted model, not a curated record.
CAGCUGAAGCAUCUGCUUUCACGGACUGUUGGGUGCAAGGCCAAAUGACCGGACAGACAAUCAUCGACCUCGCAAUACCACUCACGGGUGCACUGACAUCAUUCAGUCCAUUAUCACGUAGCUCAGGGAGAGAAAACAUUCGCCUGUUGAAAGAUUUCGAUGAAACCCUUUUCACGCAGCCUGUGUGUGAGGCUCUGAAGCGGGCGGACUUGACACGGUUUGACGAGUUGAGCAAGACAAAGGACCAUUGGGAACAGGAUUACGUUGCUGGAACGAUGUCACACACAUGAAGUGGAGAAGUCCAGAGAUGACAGAACGCCGAUAGUGGUGACGGGUAUGGUGACGAUACCCGGCAAUUGUGACCUGGCAAUGACCUUGGAAGCAAGGUACUUUACCUAACUGAUACGAUGUGCAAUGUGUACUGCAAACUGUGUCAUACACGCAGCUAUACACUGAGAAAGCGCUCUCAU